GUGACCCCUGUCGACUUACCCUACGGGAACAUGUCCAGCAUAUCAAGACUGCUUUUUCUACCUCUCCGUUUUCCAUCAACACAUCCGUGAGACACAGACACACGCCAAAAUGAAGGCAGAACAGCAAUCCACUCUUCUCGAGCUGGCCAAUAAGGUCCAGCAAUUGACAAAUCAAAUUGUCAACGACUUGACCGAGAAGAAGAUACCAGAACCUUCCUUCGCCGCUAGCUCUGAUCCCAUCCCUGAAUCGUCAGAGUACAUUGAGCUACGCGAUCGUCUGAAUGAUUCCGCACGUGACUUGCUCCGUCUCGUCAACGGUCCCAGGAACGAUGCACGAACUUUUGUGUGCUACCUUUACGACUUGGCUUCCUGGCAGGUAGCAUGUGAGUUCAACUUCUUCGAGGCGAUUCCAGAAGAUGGCACAGCGACCAUAAAGGAGAUUUCGGAGAAAGCCGGCAUGGAUGAAGAUCGUGUUGGGCGUUUCUUGCGAAUGUUGACCACAGAUCGUGUCUUUGAAGAAGUGGAAAAGGACGUCUUUAAACAUACAUCCAGAAGUGUCAUCUACCUCAAGGACAAGCAAUGGAGAGAUGUGAUGAACUACCAGCUCGACGAGUUCUUCAAAGCAGCUGCCGAGACUUCCGACAGUAUCAGGGAGUCGCCUACUGUCGCUGAUGGCCAAAGGAACGCUUUCGUCACAAGACAUGGAAAGAGCCUUUUCGAAUUCUACAAGCAAGACCCCACGCGAUCAGUUCGUUUUGCCAGCGCGAUGGCCGGUGUCUCCAGACUCGAGAGACACUUUGAAAAUCUCAAGGAGAGUUUCCCUUGGGAUCAGAUCAGCGGCCGGAAGGUGAUUGAUGUUGGAGGUGGCAGUGGCCAUAUGAGCGUCUCACUCGCCAAGGCCUUUCCCAAUCUUGAGUUGAUUGUUCAAGAUUCUCUGAGCAUGCUUUCGUCGGCUUCGCAAAACGACUUUUCGCAACUCAAUGGCCGCGUGACUUUUAUGCCUCACGACUUCUUCACUCCUCAGCCAGUGACUGGUGCAGCCGCGUAUCUUUUACGUUACAUCACGCACAACUGGAAUGAUGCGGACUGCAUUCGUAUCUUCCGAGCACUGGUACCCGCACUGGAGAAAAGUCCCCCCGGCACUCCGGUGCUAAUCAACGACGUCGUGCUUCCAGCGCUUGGUGAGGCGUCGAGGUUCCACGACAAUCGCAUGCGUCAAGUCGAUAUUAUGAUGAUGUUGGUCCUGGGCGCCAAACAACGAACUGAGGAGCAGUUCCGGCGCCUUCUCUCUGAUGCCGAUGCCCGCUUCAAGAUCAGGGCUAUCCACGACAAGGGUAACAUGUCCCUUAUCGAGGCGUUUCUCGAUAUUGAUGGCAAGUCUGCUGAUGGGCAAGAGGAGAAGGCGGCUCUGGAAAGCACUAAACGCACCGGAGCUCGUAUGUGAGAAGAAAGCUGUGCAAGCUAGAUGGCAACCAAUCAAAAAUUUGCGGGCUGA
This is a messenger RNA of Pyrenophora tritici-repentis Pt-1C-BFP, 1495 nucleotides long. RefSeq names its product sterigmatocystin 8-O-methyltransferase precursor. Lineage: Eukaryota; Fungi; Ascomycota; Dothideomycetes; Pleosporales; Pleosporaceae. The record is from RefSeq and is a predicted model, not a curated record. Gene Ontology annotation, molecular function: O-methyltransferase activity.